CCUUCAUUAAUUCGUUGUGAAGCGGCGGAUUCAUCAUUGUCGUCGUCUAAGAUUGGUGGGGAACGAGCGUCAUUGUCGUCAACGACGACGUCGCUUCCAGAGAUGGCAAAGUUGAUGGAAUCGGAGAAGAAGAGCGGGUCGUACCCUGGUGGGAUGGGCCGGUACACCGGAAGAGACCCGAAUGUAAAGAAGCCAGCGUGGUUGAGGCAGAGAGCUCCUCAAGGUGAUCGGUUUGAAGAGAUUAAGAAAUCGCUGUCCCAUUUGAAACUUAACACGGUCUGUGAGGAGGCUCAGUGCCCGAAUAUUGGAGAGUGUUGGAAUGGAGGGGGGGAUGGUAUAGCAACAGCAACAAUCAUGCUUCUGGGAGAUACUUGCACCCGUGGGUGUAGAUUUUGUGCUGUGAAGACCAGUAGAAAUCCGGCGCCACCUGAUCCAAUGGAACCAGAAAAUACUGCCAAGGCCAUUGCAAGCUGGGGUGUAGAUUAUAUUGUCCUAACAAGUGUAGAUCGUGAUGACAUACCUGAUGGAGGAAGUGGACAUUUUGCUCAGACUGUCAAAGCUAUGAAGAAGUUGAAACCAGAGAUCAUGAUUGAGUGUUUAACAUCUGAUUUCCGGGGUGACUUGAAGGCUGUAGAGACUCUGGUUCACUCAGGCUUAGAUGUCUUCGCUCACAACAUUGAAACAGUGAAACGGCUUCAAAGAAUUGUUAGAGAUCCCAGGGCUGGGUAUGAACAAAGCUUGUCAGUUCUAAAACAUGCAAAACAUAGCAAGGAGGGCAUGAUAACAAAAACUUCUAUAAUGCUGGGCCUAGGAGAGUCCGAUGAUGAGGUGAAGGAAGCUAUGGCUGAUUUAAGGUCUAUUGAUGUUGAUAUUCUGACGCUCGGUCAGUAUUUGCAGCCGACUCCAUUGCACUUGACUGUCAAAGAGUAUGUCAGUCCUGAGAAAUUUGCUUUCUGGAGAGAAUAUGGGGAAUCUAUUGGUUUCCGAUAUGUAGCCAGUGGACCUCUGGUGCGGUCUUCAUACAGGGCCGGGGAGCUGUUUGUGCAGACAAUGGUGAGAGAGAGGACAAAGAAUGCUAAUGGCUCGGCCUUGUAACUUAGGGCUCUGUGAUUUGGAAGCUGAGCAGCAACGAAGAGAUUGCCACAUACGUAUUGGUGUUGAAUGCUUAGGCCAAUGAUUAGGGUAUCUACUUUUAUUGUUAAUUAGAUAAUCGUAUUAAUUUCCGUGAGAAAUUCUGCGAUUAUUUCAUAUUUUAUGGGUAUAUUUAUUCAUUAUAUGCUGGAAACACAGAAUGAUCACGAUAGCUGAUGAUUAUUCUUUCAAUGUUAAUGAGUGAAACACUGUAGGCUAUAGAA
Molecule: messenger RNA, 1355 nt
Organism: Neltuma alba
Lineage: Eukaryota; Viridiplantae; Streptophyta; Magnoliopsida; Fabales; Fabaceae
Product: lipoyl synthase, chloroplastic
Exons: 7
Coding region: 103-1095 (330 amino acids)
Biological process (GO): lipoate biosynthetic process
Cellular component (GO): mitochondrion; chloroplast
Molecular function (GO): 4 iron, 4 sulfur cluster binding; lipoate synthase activity
Source: RefSeq, a predicted model, not a curated record